Molecule: messenger RNA, 924 nt
Organism: Mesoplodon densirostris (Blainville's beaked whale)
Lineage: Eukaryota; Metazoa; Chordata; Mammalia; Artiodactyla; Ziphiidae
Gene: SPATA4
Product: spermatogenesis associated 4
Exons: 6
Biological process (GO): regulation of cytoskeleton organization; negative regulation of execution phase of apoptosis
Cellular component (GO): axoneme
Molecular function (GO): microtubule binding
Source: RefSeq, a predicted model, not a curated record
AUGGCUGCCGCCGGUCUGGGAGGAGAGCGUUUGACACUGCCGACGGUACCCAAGUCACCGUCACUUGCGCCACGUCCAGCCGCUCCCAUGAGAGGGCGGCCUAAGAAGUGUCUGGUCUAUCCGCAUCCCCCGAAGAGCUCCCGCGUGUCUCCGUCGGUUCUGCGCUGGCUCCAGGGCCUGGAUCUCAGCUUCUUCCCCAGAAACAUCAGCAGGGAUUUUUCAAAUGGCUUCCUGAUAGCAGAAAUAUUCACUGUACACGACCCCUGGGACCUUAAAUUGUCAUCCUUUAAAAAUGGAACUUCUUUAAAAGUCAAGUUGGAUAACUGGGCACAGUUGGAAAAGUUCCUGGCGAGAAAAAAACUUAGAUUACCUAAAGAACUAAUCCAUGGAACAAUUCUUUGUAAAGCCGGAGUACCUGAAAUACUGAUACAGGAGGUGUACACCUUGUUAACACAUCGAGAAAUUAAAAGUAUCUAGGAUGACCUUGUGAAUUUCACAGACUACAGUUACCAGAUGCAGUUGUCCCUGGUCCCCAGAUCGACAGCUUCAAAGUCUAUUAAAGAUAACAUUAGGUUAUCAGAAUUAAUAGGCAAUCCGAACAAGCUCAACAAUGAACGUAAAGUAGAGUUCCUCUUCCUUUUACAAAUGUUGCAAAGAAAAUUGAGCAGAAAACUGAAUCCAGAAUGGUUUGAGGUCAAACCAACAGUGGGAGAAUCGACUUUCAGUCAAGGUCCUGCCCAAGCCUCUGGGUGCAAAUGUAACUCAGUCGUUUCGAAGGAAAUAGUUGCCCCUGUUACACCAAAUACAGGUAAUGGUGGCAAUCCACUUAAAGAAAUUCACAUGAAGCAAGCUGGAAAACAUUCUUUGGACUCUAUGAAACCUAUCAGAAACAUGGAAAAGGAACCCAGAAGAGCACCUGUCUAA